Molecule: messenger RNA, 563 nt
Organism: Cynocephalus volans (Philippine flying lemur)
Lineage: Eukaryota; Metazoa; Chordata; Mammalia; Dermoptera; Cynocephalidae
Product: myosin regulatory light polypeptide 9-like
Exons: 1
Coding region: 10-528 (172 amino acids)
Biological process (GO): platelet aggregation
Cellular component (GO): cytoplasm
Molecular function (GO): calcium ion binding
Source: RefSeq, a predicted model, not a curated record
ACCACCACCAUGUCGCGCAAAAUGGCAAAGACCAAGACUACCAAGAAGCUCCCUCAGUGCGCAACAUCCAACGUGUUUGCCAUGUUUGACCAGUCACAGAUUCAGGAGUUCAAAGAGGCCUUCAACACGAUUGAUCAGAACAGAGAUGGUUUCAUUGACAAAGAAGAUUUGUGUGAUAUACUUGGCUCACUGGGGAAAAAUCCAACUGAUGAGUAUCUGGAUGCCAUGAUGAAUGAGGCUCCAGGCCCCAUCAAUUUCACCAUGUUUCUCACCAUGUUUGGUGAGAAGUUAAAUGGCACAGAUCCUGAAGAUGUCAUCCAAAAUGCUUUUGCUUGCUUUGAUGAAGAAGCAACUGGCACCAUCCAGGAGGAUUACCUGAGAGAGCUGCUGACAACCAUGGGAGAUUGGUUUAUAGAUGAGGAAGUGGAUGAGCUGUACAGAGAAGCACCCAUUGACAAAAAGGGGAAUUUCAAUUACAUUGAAUUUACCCGCAUCCUUAAACAUGGAGCAAAAGACAAGGAUGACUGAAAAGAACUUCAAAUUCCAGCCAAAUGUUCCUUGUU